AAAAGGCGCAGAAUUAUCCGUCGACUCCCGGAACAGGAACCGCAUCGCACGCGCUCCGGAAAAUAACGGAUACGUCGGUCGGCUCCCCCUCUUCGAUUGGACACAGUCGACGGAUCUCGUCCGCGCCAUGAUCCGAGGGGCUCCUCGCGUCGACGUCUUCGUCUUCGUGCUUUUCGGACUGGCCAGAGGCGCCUACCUCAUCGACUUCUCGCACGUCUUUCACCGAAAUUUGGCCAACGUCAAGAGAGAAGUGGAUCCGGAUAGAUGUCACCCGACUCAACCGUUUCGGUGUCCUGGAGACUCCACCGUUUGCAUCUCCAUCCAGUAUCUGUGCGACGGGGCGCCCGACUGUCCCGAUGGAUACGACGAGGACCCCAGACUAUGCACCGCAGCCAAGCGACCUCCGGUGGAAGAAACUGCUAAUUUCCUUCAGACGCUUCUCGCCAACCACGGACCCAACUACCUGGAGAAACUGUUCGGAAACAAAGCCAGAGAUGCUCUUGCGCCUCUUGGAGGAGUGCAGAAAGUAGCCGUGGCUCUAUCGGAGAGCGAGACCAUCGAAGAUUUCGGGAAAGCGUUGCACCUGAUGAGAACCGAUUUAGAACACCUGAAGAACGUCUUCGUGGCGGUGGAGAGCGGAGACAUGAGCCUCCUUAAAUCACUGGGAAUUAGGGAUUCGGAACUUGCUGACGUCAAAUUCUUUCUGGACAAACUCGUCAGUACCGGCUUCAUGGACUGAGACGGGCACCAUCCACUUCCUUCCAUUCCUUUCUUCACUUCUUCCGGACGCCAUUUUGUUUUUUCAGACCACCGCAAAAAUUGGGAGAGACAAAGAGAAAGAGAGAGAGAGAAGAGGAGGAAAAUUAUCCCCGUUCUAAAUUUAAGAAACUCCAUUAAAUCGAUUUUAAUCCAUCCCAAAAUACCACAACCGAAACGAAGAAGAAUAGGGAACGUCGAAGAGGAGCCAAGCCGCAAAUUAAGCACAAUAUUCUUUUUUUUUUUCUUUUCUUUUCUUCCUCCCCCUCCUCGUGUAGGUGUACUAAUCAGAAUAGGGGGGAAAAUUACGUUGGUACCCGCUAGCCCGAAACCAUCCGAAAAACGAUAAAAUCGACGACUCUACCCGAAAGUUAAAAGCUCGAAGCCGUGUAUUAAUGUCUAGAAUUGGGUUGUGCCUCCUCUUGAAAUUCCUUAUUCAUCUUUAAAUAUCGAAAAAGUCGUGGAAAUUGUCCUCCACGCCAUACGCAACGAUCGUCUUACAAACAAAAGAACUGUUGUUUAUUGUUAAUAGUUGUGUCGAUAUUCUAUGAAUGUCGUUUUCUGAUAUCUUCGUGGCAAAAGUCACGCGAGACUUCACGGCUUUGUUUGUAUUGUUUAUUCUUUUAUCUUCUCUAUCAACUUGAUUAAGUUGUCGAUAUUCCGUCGUUUAACCACGUCAGCAAAAAAAAAAAAAAAAAUAUCGAAAUAUCCUUUGUAUAGCAUAUAGAUAGAAGAUAAAAUUUUAUGUGUAAGAUUAUAUAAAUAUAUACAAAAAUAUAUAUAUAUACAUAUAUAGAAAUAUCAAUCUGUAUAAUUAUGCAGUAUAUUAUAUAUCUAUCCGUUGUUGUAUACGAUCCUUUGUUGGUAUCUGCAUCGAUUGUUAUAACAAUUCCUUCCUAAUUUAAUUCUAAAUUACACAAAUUUGGAGCCUGGUGCAUGAAAGAAACACAAUAAAUAUAUUGACUGCA
Molecule: messenger RNA, 1724 nt
Organism: Centruroides sculpturatus (bark scorpion)
Lineage: Eukaryota; Metazoa; Arthropoda; Arachnida; Scorpiones; Buthidae
Product: IDLSRF-like peptide
Exons: 4
Coding region: 128-739 (203 amino acids)
Molecular function (GO): protein binding
Source: RefSeq, a predicted model, not a curated record